Molecule: messenger RNA, 2776 nt
Organism: Cicer arietinum (chickpea)
Lineage: Eukaryota; Viridiplantae; Streptophyta; Magnoliopsida; Fabales; Fabaceae
Product: putative receptor-like protein kinase At1g80870
Biological process (GO): protein phosphorylation
Molecular function (GO): ATP binding; protein kinase activity
Source: RefSeq, a predicted model, not a curated record
UGGGUCCCUUCCCUUUUUCUAAUCCUCAAUUCCCAAUUGCCAAUCUUAAUCUCAUCCCAUCAUCAUAUAAAUAAAAUUGUUUAGAAUAAUAGUAGGAGAUGGAAACCACCAAUCAAGAAAGAAAAAAAAAAAGAGUUAGCAUUAGCAAUAGUAGAAUACAGCUCCUCCUCUAAUGAUUAUCUAAUUCUAAAGCAAUCCACUUUGGAUACCCAAUUCAUAAAAGUAAUAAAAAACCAUAAUUCCAAUUUCCCUUAUUCUUCUUCUUCUUCAUUACUUUCUCCUGUGAUCAAUAUUCAUUCAUUAUUCACAUCACAAUAUGCCUUCAAGACAAUUCCCUUCUACAAGUUCCAGUUUUUUUACCAAACCCAAGUUUCUUUUCAUAGCACUAACCAUUUCAGCUUCUGUUGUCAUUUUCUUCUCAAUCCUUUACUUCCUUUACCAUCUUUGGCAUUCACUUGUGCACAGAGCAAAAACUAUUCCUUUUGAUGCAAGUGCUCCUUUGAAGCUCCAAAGAUUCUCCUACAAGGAUUUAAAGCUAGCCAGCAAUGGCUUUGACUCUGCCAAUGUCAUUGGCAAAGGUGGUUCUGGUACUGUUUUCAAGGGAGUGCUUAAAGAUGGAAAAUUCAUUGCCAUCAAGCGCUUGGACUCAUUGUCUUUGCAAUCUGAGAGAGAGUUUCAAAAUGAGUUGCAGAUUCUUGGAGGGUUGAGAUCACCUUUCUUGGUGACCCUUUUGGGCUAUUGUGUUGAAAAGAACAAGAGAGUUUUGGUGUAUGAGUAUAUGCCUAACACAAGCUUGCAAGAGUCACUCUUUGGUGAUGAGUGUUUUUGUUUGAGUUGGGAGAGAAGGUUUUGCAUUAUAAUGGAUGUUGCUAGAGCAUUGGAGUUUUUGCACCUUGGAUGUGAUCCACCAGUGAUUCAUGGUGAUAUCAAGCCAAGCAAUGUCUUGCUUGACGCCGAGUUUCGAGGGAAGGUCUCGGACUUUGGCUUGUCAAGGAUUAAGGUGGAGGGUGAAUUUGGUGUGGACUUGUUUAGCCAGGACUUGGGGAAAAGCCAAGAUCUUUGGAAAAGCCAAGACCUUUCAGGUAAUUUGACUGCAGCAGAAACUCCUGCAAUUGGAACUCCAGUUGAGAGUGUUAGUGAAGUAGAUUUUGCUCUUGCUUUGCAAGCUUCUUCUUCAUCCAAAAAUAGCAGGACUUGUUUUAAUGUUAAAGCUUUGAACUUGAACUCUUUGAAUUAUAAUGCUAAUAUUGUUGGUGAAAGUGUAAAUGCAAAGGGUAAGGAAAUUUCAAGUUUGGAUAUAGGAGGAGGAGGAGGGGAUGAUUGUUGGAAUAAUAAGUUUGUUCCUUAUGAUGAUGAGUUUUGUAGCACUGAUUAUAAUAGUAAAGAAUUGGGCGUUAAUGCUUCUUUGGUUGAUAAUGAUGAGAAGGAAAAUGGGAAACAAUGGGGAAAGGAUUGGUGGUGGAGACAAGAUGGAAGUGGCGAAUUAUGUAGUAAAGACUAUGUGAUGGAAUGGAUUGGGAGUCAGAUUUGUCCAUCAAAUGCUGAUUGGGAUGAUGGUAUUGGUAGUACUAAGAACAACAACAUUCAGGAGAAAUCAGAGUUGGAAAAUUCAAGUCCAAUAGAUAAAGCCAAUGAUGCAAAUGCACCACAAUUAUUACAAGUAUUAUCUGGGAUGGAAAAUGCAGAUAAUAUUAAUAAUGGUGUUGAUAUGAAAGAACUGAAGGGAAAGAAAAACCACAACAAGAAGAAGAAGAAUAGAAAGAUGCAAGAGUGGUGGAAAGAAGAACAUCUUGCUGAGUUAACCAAGAAGAACAGUAAGCUAAAAAGUCUACAAACUAAAUGGAAGAAAGGCUUGAAAGUUCCCCAUUUUGAUUUAGGUAGAAGAUUCUAUCUUUGCCAACGUGGUAAGAACUAUGGAGAGGAGGGAGAGAAUGAGUGUGAACAAAAUGGUGAGUUUAGUUUCAGAAGAGGUUGGAGGAAAAAAAGCAGCACACAUUCCAUUGGAAGUGAUAUGUGGAGUGGAGAUCUUUUCAGCCGUGAACUAAGCAGCACAACUAGCAUGAGAGGUACACUGUGUUAUGUAGCACCAGAAUAUGGAGGGUGUGGAUUCUUAAUGGAGAAAGCUGAUAUAUACAGUUUUGGUGUUUUGAUUCUUGUGAUUGUGUCAGGUAGAAGACCAUUACAUGUUCUUGCAUCCCCCAUGAAGUUAGAGAAAGCUAACUUAAUUAGCUGGUGUAGACACUUGGCUCAGUCUGGUAGUAACAUUUUAGAACUAGUUGAUGAUAAAUUGAAACAAGAUUACAAUAAGGAACAAGCUAGCUUGUGUAUCAAUUUGGCACUCACUUGCUUACAGAAAAUUCCAGAGUUGAGACCAGAUAUUGGUGAUAUUGUUAAGAUUUUGAAGGGGGAGAUGGAGCUUCCACCACUUCCAUUUGAGUUCUCACCUUCUCCACCUUCUAGAUUAUACAACAGAUCAAGGAGAAAACAGAAGGGCAAUGCAGAAUAGUUUUUUGUAAUGUUUAUGGUUUCCUUACAGAGGUUAUGAUGAGUGCAGUACCUGAUAGAUCAUUGAAUAUGUUUGCAUUUGGGAGCUGAACACAUUCAUACAGUGAGAAGUAUGUUAGAUGUAUAUGAGACUGAGAUAAUUAUUUAUGGUUUUCUCAACUAACAGUUGCAUAAACUUUAUUUAUUGACUCAACAUCCACUGAUUGUCUUAAGUUUUUAUGGAUCUGUUUGGUUAUAAAAGUUGUUUCUACCUUGUUUAUUUGUUUUAGUA